Messenger RNA from Salvia splendens (bonfire salvia), 1642 nucleotides. RefSeq names its product UPF0481 protein At3g47200. The transcript has a single exon. The coding region runs from base 9 to 1379 and encodes 456 amino acids. The record is from RefSeq and is a predicted model, not a curated record. Lineage: Eukaryota; Viridiplantae; Streptophyta; Magnoliopsida; Lamiales; Lamiaceae.
CCUAAGUGAUGCUGCAUUUGUUUGCAAUGGAAAAGACCAUCACUACUGCCCAACACAACAAAUUUGAGAAAGUAUUCACAACAGAUCAUGUAGAUGUAGCAAUAGCUGUAAAAGAUGAAAUGCUACCUCCUUACGGCGUCCAGCGCCGCCGGAUACACCGAGUACCACCGCAGCUACGGCGGAGGAGCGAGAGCCGCCGAGAGUACGACCCCACGAUCGUCUCGCUGGGACCGUACCACCAUGGCCAGCCGGAGCUCUGCGCCGCGGAGGAGGUCAAACACAGGUUUUUAUACCGCCUCGCUUCCGGAAGCGACGCCAACAAAGCCUCCCUCCACCGCAUGAUUCUCGCCCAAAUCGGCGAACUCAGGGCCUACUACGCCGACGAAGACUGCGUCGACCGAUUCAGCGACGGAGAACUCGCCACCAUGAUGCUCCUCGACGCCUGCUUGAUGGUGGCACUGAUGGAAGGCCUCGCCGGCGACAGCGAUGUCUUCCUCAUCUGGCACCAGUGCCUCGGCAUCGCCACGCUGCAUUUCGCAUUUCCCGAUCUAAUGCUGCUCGAGAAUCAACUCCCCUUCCCCGCCCUAAAAUUGAUCCUCAAUCUACGGCGGGGAAAGGAAGGCGCCGGAUUGAUCAACAGCUUCUUAAAUUGGUUCCUCGCCGGAGAUUUCAAUCCCGAGGGUGGAAAAAAGGGGUUGGAAUUGGAGGAGGAGGAGGAAUUACCUCUCCACCUUCUAGAAGCCUGCCACAGAAUGCUGGUGGGAUCCAAAUCCCCAAUUACGAAGAAAAUCUCUGGUUUGAAAUUCACGAAUCCAGAGCGCGACAUCACGAUCAGAUCCGUGAUGGAUCUGAAAUCAAAAGGGAUCGAGGUGACGCCGAGCUCGUCAUGCUCGAUCCGAGACAUCAAGUUCAUACCGGGGGCGUUCCAGAAGGCGGAGCUGCAGCUGCCGAGGCGGGUGGUGUGGACGCACGCGCUGAGCACGCUGUCGAACGUGAUCGCGUACGAGAUGUCGCCGGGGACGGUGUCCGGGUUCGAGGUGCUGUCGUAUGCCAACUUCAUGAAGGCGUUGACGGAGAGCGCGGAGGACGCGAAGGAGCUGCAGGAGCAGGGGAUCUUCGUAAACCGGUUUCAGAAUCAGCAGCAGCUGGUGGAGGAGCUGAGAGGCGUGGACACGUUUGGGAUGGACAACUCGGAUAUAUUCAGAGAUGUGAAGGUGGAGAUAGAGGAGCACUGCAAGAGCAAGGCCAAGACGUGGAUGGUCGAUCUUAUCCAUACCUGGUUUGCUACCCCAUGGACGGUCAUUGCCUUGUUCGCCGCCAUCAUUCUGCUCUGCCUCACCCUUGUCCAGACCUAUUUCACCAUUAAUCCUAUAACCUGAUCAUCAAUUCAUAUCCCAACUAACUUUAUUAAAUUUUCAUAUUCAUCAUCAUCGUCAUGAUUAUUAAAAUCUUAUCAAUAUAUACAGUUACAACAGUUCUACCAUUCAACUGCUACAUCUGCCCGCCAAAAUUGAUCGUUUAAGUUUUUGGAUCACCGAUGAUUCAUCCUCUCUCAGAAAGUAAAUCAAUAAAGUUUAGGAUGCUUGAUGGGGGAAAUAUUUGUCGUGCAAUUUAUUCGUUAGUUAGCUAUAAAAUUUGUUCC